This is a messenger RNA of Symbiodinium sp. CCMP2456, 2094 nucleotides long. NCBI's taxonomy places the organism in Eukaryota, Dinophyceae, Suessiales, Symbiodiniaceae. The record is from the annotation of a GenBank genome assembly.
AUGCGGAACCCAUCGCGGCUGUCACCAAUUGGCUCGGCGACCAAAGCCAUUCAAGGCGCCGGCCGGCACAGCCAGUGGAAAGAGGCAGUGGCUACGUACUAUCAGCUGAAGUUCGGCAGCCUGGAGACAGAUGCAGUUUGCUGUGGCGCUGUGCUUCAAGCAUGUCAGGCAAGUGCCUGGCACUUGGCUUAUUCCAUGUUUUGGCAGGUUCAAGAAGCUUCGAUGCAGCUGUCGGUUAUUUGUUGCAACAUUGCUCUGAGCUUCUCGGGACAGCAGGAAAGCUGGCACCGUACCAUCGGCCUGCUGCUUUGGAUGUCCAGCAUGGCCAUGCGACCCGAUUCGCAGAGCUAUGCGCCCGCGUUGGGUUCCGUCACAACCUGGGCACAGUCGCUGCAGCUGCUACACCAAGCGCCGCCCAACCGAAUUCUGAGUAAUGUGGCCAUGGCUACGAUAGCCGGAGCAUGGCGGUGGAGCUUUAGUAUCUUUUACGACUUAAGGGCGGCUCGGCCACUGCCAGACACCAUCUUUCUCAACACCUUCCUAAGCAGUCUGGAGAGGUCGUGCCAAUGGCAACUGGCGGUUUCCAUGCUGCGGACUGCCCCCGAAAGCAGCCUGAACCCCAACAGAGUCAGCUUCAAUGCGUGUCUGCAUGCCUGCGGCGAAGCCGAGCAGUUUGACCAGGCACUUCAGCUACUGGCCUCGAUGGAAGACAGCGGGCCCUCGCCUGACGUGAUCUCUUACAGCGCCGUGUUGAACGUGUGUGCAACGCUGGCGCAGUGGACCUUGGCCCUGGAGGAGCUGCGGCGAAUGCAGCGCCGCCAUGUCUUACCUGACGUGGUUGCGCUGAAUGCAGCCAUGUCGGCCUGUGCCGAGGCAGUUCAAUGGGAAAGGUGUCUGAGCAUGUUGCAGACAUCCAGUGCAGGAGAUGCAGACAGCAUCUCUUACAAUGCUUUCCUCAAGGCCUGCGACAAACCGGCUCAGUGGACGGUUGCGCUGUGUAUGCAUGCGCAGAUGCUGCGCACGCGAACCGGCUGCACCACAACUACUUACAAUACCUUGCUUAGCUGUUGUCAGCGGGGCAGCCAGUGGGAGCAUGCCACACGCUUGCUAGCGAUGAUGAUUUCUCAACAUUGCCCUGCUGACGUUAUCUCUUUCAAUGCUUGCUUGGGGGCGUUGCGACGGGGGUCCCAGUGGGAACAUGCUCUAUCUGUGCUGGAUGCGAUGACGCGUUCGCGUGUCAGGAGCGAUCUGGUGACCUUGGUAGAGGCGCUCGGGGCCCUGGCGGACGGCGAGGCCCCGGCGAGGCUCGGUCUGGCGCCGUCCCUGGCCCGAAGAAUCGCCGAGAGCGUCAGAGACUGCAUGGAGCCCAGGGCUCAACCGAAGGCCUCUCGUUCCAGUGGCCUGGCGAUUACGGCUUGCGACUCCCUCGCCUCGCAGCAGCUUCCUGAGACCUCCGAAAGCCAGUGGCUAUUGCGACGCUAUGCGCUGCGCCCGGCUCUGCGUGCCCUGCAGGCCCCAGUUCCCAGGCCAGCUGGCAGCCGAGCGCUGCGACUGCGGGACCCCGCGCUGGAGCGCCAGCAUAGCCUGGGAGCGUCCCUGACGAAGGAGGCGCUCUUGGAACUGGAAGGCCCUGCUGUGCGACCCUUUCCGCUGCCGUGGAUGCUGCGAGCAAGCCAGGCGGCUAGAUCUCUUCUGGCCCGUGCUGCCGUGUCCAGCCUCACAACGAGGGAGCCCGCUUCGCAAACGAUCGUGGCCUGGCUGGCUCACCGACUGGCACGACUGCCGCCGUGCAGGGGCCGACUUGGGGGCGUCAUGAAGGAAGAUCCGCCCUCCCUGGGCGCUUACAUCCGACCAGUGCAGGUCGAACAUGACAGGUCAUCCCAUGCAGAACGCCAAGCUCUUCUCUCACUGCUGGUGCUCGAGAGCAACGCAGCAGAUGUGAACAGGGAUGGCAGCCUGGACUUCAGCGGCUUCAGCGGGACAGUGAGACUUUAUGUUACGCACACGUUGUGUAUCUCCUGUCUGGCAGCAUGUCACCAGUACAAAGCCCUUCAUCCGCGCCUUCACAUGAGCGUCACAUACAGUGUUCUCUGA